AUGUCCUCCACACAAACAGUCACCCUGUCCUCAGCGACCGAGCCGGCCUCGUCGGUCUCUGUGCAGACUAGAGGUUCGGCUCUCAAUGCCGUCUCUUCCGAUGGACAGUUGAACUACAAGCGGAUCCAUCACAUCCCUUGGCCUGAGACUAAGGAAGCCCAGCGGCGCUGGCAGCUAGAGCAAAUGGCUGGUGCCUUUCGCCUAUUUGCCAAGCUUGGAUACGCGGAUGGAUGCAGUGGACAUAUCAGCCUCAGAGAUCCCGUAGAGCCCAAUACAUUUUGGAUCAACCCUUAUGGCGUGCAUUUCGGCAUGCUCAAGGUGUCUGACAUGGUGCGUGUCGAUGCCAACGGCAACCGCAUCGAUGGCGGCAAUCGUCCCAUCAACACUGCAGGCUUCAUCAUCCACAGCUCUAUCCAUGAGGCCCGGCCGGACAUCAACGCGGCUUGCCACAUGCACAGUCCCUACGGCCGAGCCUGGUCGACCUUCGGCCGUCCUAUCGACAUGUUCAACCAGGACAGCUGCAUGUUCUACAACGAUCUCUCCGUCUAUGCGGGCUUUGGCGGUGUUGUGUUGGCUCGUGAGGAGGGCGGCCGUAUCGCCGCUCACCUCGGCCCUCGGAACAAGAACAUCAUCCUGCAGAACCAUGGCCUUCUUACGUGUGGAGGGACUGUGGCGGAGGCGGCCGGUUUCUUCGUGGCUUUGGAGCGUGCUUGCCAGACGCAGCUGUUGGUUGAGGCGGCCGUGGCACCCAACAGUCUCGGAGCGUCGCGCGGUCUACAGCCUACGCUAGUGAGCGAUGAAGAAGCUGAGUACACAAAGCAGGGAACCGGCACUCCGGGGGUCAUGUACAUGCAGUUCAUGUCCGAGUAUGAUCUCUUGUUGAAGGAGACCAAGGGAGAGUUCCUCGAAUAG
Thyridium curvatum is the source of this 912-nucleotide messenger RNA. RefSeq lists its product as uncharacterized. Gene Ontology annotation, molecular function: actin filament binding. The coding region runs from base 1 to 912 and encodes 303 amino acids. The record is from RefSeq and is a predicted model, not a curated record. Lineage: Eukaryota; Fungi; Ascomycota; Sordariomycetes; Thyridiales; Thyridiaceae. The transcript is spliced from 2 exons. Gene Ontology annotation, cellular component: cytoskeleton.